CCAAGGGGAAAGUAAUUAGCAGGAAUAAAGAGCCAAGUGUUUUUUCUUCUCUCUCCCCCCACAGUGAUCAGAAGUCAUUCUACCUCCGGAGCUCGCACAGAACCCCUCCGUCCUCCCCCCCCCCUCUCGACGAACCCACGCCGCACCUCCACCGCGCGUGAGUGCGUGUGCAUGUAGCUUUAAUUACACUGUUGUUUGCUAAACAACUUGGCUGCGCUCUCCUCCUCUCUUCCUCCGCCUUCUCCAUUGCAAAAAAAGAAAAGAAGAAAAAAAAAAAAGGAAUGCGUGAUCUUUCCCCACGGUUGUUUUUGUGGACGACAACAGCCCGCAGAGACCGCUGCCGCAGCCGCUGCAGAAAUGUGUGGUGGUAAUGUGUGGCAGCUGUAGCCCCCGAUAUGGACAUCGGUGAGGGAGGAGGAGGGGAUGGAGGGGGAGGAGAGGAAAGAGAUGCUGACCUCAGUGCCCAAGCUUUAUCUCUCUCUCUCGUGACCUCGCCGCUCAUUCCUGAGCAGGGGUCAGCCUCUCGUACCUCAGCCAGGACCCUUGCCAAAGAGCCCCCGACUCUGCGUGAGAAGCAGGAGGAGGAGGGCGCAGAGGGGUUCAGGGGUGGAGGAGAGGCACAGGUAGGGGGUAAGGAGAUUGGUCAUUCAGAAGAAGAUGGAGCAUGUCAAAAGAGGUGGAUGAAGGGAAACUUACAGGAGGGACCUGUGUCAGGGCGAAAUGAGGUCGGCACUGGAGUGAAGCCGGAUACAGAGGGUCUCCCAAAUGCCCACAGCAACAGCAGCAACGGAGGAGAGGAGGAGGAGGAGGAGGAGGCCAUCUCAAACCAAAGCCAAACCAAAUCCAAAUGUUCUUUAUUACCUCAACAGAGCCAGCAAAGCGCUUUUUCCAGCACUGCAAAGGCCAAUGGCACGCUCAAUAGCAAAACAGCCGCCUCUCUAAAGUCCUCCCAGACUUCCUCCACCUCUCCAAGAAACUCCCCUUUUCUUUCCACCUCUCCAAAGCACUUCACUUGUCCACCCUACUCUUCUUCUGUCCCGUUGGGCGAGAGGGACGACAUUAAUGGAGAUCAGGACUGGAUUUCUGUGUUUCCUCAGAGCUUUAACUCCCAGCAGUCGACUCCAGCUUUCCCCUUGGCAGGUAUGGAGGAGGCCAGCGCACCUGCUGAGGAAGAUGGGCCGGCAGGGGUUCCUUACUCUUCCAUUUCCAAUGGAGAUGGUGCCAAAGCUCCAGAACCAAAUGACAGCCAGCUUGAGACAGACAUGGAUGAUGACAGAGACAACGAAGGGGAACAGAAAGAAGCUGUCCCCAAAAACCUUAACCAAGAGCUCUCUCCAAAUUCCCUGACUAGUCAAAUGACUGCAAUGCACUCGCGUAAUUCCUGUAAGACACUGAAAUGCCCCAAGUGUAACUGGCACUACAAGUCUCAGCAUACACUGCAAGUCCACAUGAAGGAGAAACAUCCAGAGACAGGCGGUCAGUGCGUGUGUGCUGCCUCUGGUGGGAAGUGUGUUUGUGGCAGCGCAACACGAGGUGUGUGUGGAUACUGCAGUUCAGGGAAACCCCAUCCCCGCUUGGCUCGGGGCGAAACCUAUGCCUGCGGCUACAAGCCCUAUCGCUGUGAGGUAUGUGACUACGCUACCUCGUCGAAAGGAAACCUCAGCAUACACAUGCAGUCAGACAAACACCUAAAUAAUGUUCAAAAUGGGGGACUCUCCAAUGGUCAGAUAAAUACUUCCCACAUUAGCAACAACAGUAGCUCUUCCAAUGGCACGGUGAUGGAUGAGCAGGCAUACAAGCUUCCACUUACAAUUCCAACGCCCGCUACACAGCCAGCCAAGCUCACACCACCUGCACACUCUCCCUCCAAUGGCAAGCGUUGGCGGUGUGAUGUAUGCGACUACGAGACAAGCAUUGCCCGCAACCUACGCAUACACACAACCAGUGAGAAACACACACAUAACAUGCUGCGGCUGCAGAGAGGGUACUACUUGUCCCAUUGCAGGAGCCUUGCUCCCCAUCUAAAACACUUACAAAGCACAGGUGGGGAACUCUUGAACAUGCGGCUGACGCAACAAGUUGCAGAACAGCCGGUCACUCUUGGCUCGACGCUGACCCCUUCCCCGUCCCCUUCCCCUUCUCCUCCGCCAGUUGCAUGUCUGUCUCCUACUGGACCUCUCUCCCAAGGUGUGCUCCAAUGCCUCGUCUGCUCCUGCUUUACCACUGACAGCAUCGAGUCCAUGGAGCACCAUCUGAACACCCCUCGCUCCCUGCCCCAGUCUGAAUGGUGCUCCCUGAUCGCUGGUGGCUGCCACUGCAGGCUCUGUGGCUAUACCACCCCGCUGAGGGCUAACUUUUCCUUGCACUGCCAGACUGACAGACACCGAACCCGCUACCAGCUUGCAGCUCACCUACAAGAAGGGGGUGAACGGGGUCAGGAAGGCGCCGCCUUGAUAGCGAAGGGUCACCCAAUCCAGCUGAGGUGCAACCUGUGCGAAUUUGUGACGAGUAGUUUAGAAAAGCUGCAAGGACAUUCCCAAACAUCCCACCACGAGUCCAGCGUCCGGGUUUACAGAUUUCUGCAGCAGUUCGAUGGCGAGGUUGAUGGCGGUUCAUGGCUAUUCCAUUGUCUCCUAUGCAACCACUCCUCCUCCUCUAAGCUAGAAGUAUUGAAACACAGUCAAACCCCAACCCAUCAGCAGAGGGAGGGAUUGCUACAGCUGCAGCCAAUGGGUGGAGAGGAGCUCGCAGCAAUUUUCACCAUCAGAAAAAUCCCUGAGGAGGUCACAGGAGAACUUAAUGAGGAUAUGGAAAAUUCCACUGAGGUCACCACUGGUCCUUUGGAUCAAACCAAAGACAACUUGGGAGUUAAGCAGAUGGAUAUGGAGACAGAAGAAAAAAUGGUGGAGGAGACAGACAAGAUGGAAUCACUCUCAGUCAAGCGCCAAGCAUCUGGAUGCGGGGAAGUGGAAAACUCCAUCAUAAGCAAACGACCCCGAAAGCACCAGCAAAGCGAGAACCAGCAGACUGUCCAGUGCCCUUUGUGCCAGGUUCAAAUCCCGUACACACAUCUUCGACCGCAUCUCACACAUGUGCACAGUGUGGCGCAGGACUGUGUCGACAAGCUCAUCAGCACAGUCACACCAUCAUCGGAACAACUUCAGCUAGAGACCGAACUACCAUCAAACCUGUACACGGAGGACACUGUAAAAAAUGAAAAUAUCACGGAUAACAAGAAAGAACAUUCCGAUACAACCGAUUCAUUUACCUCGGAUGAUUCACCAAAAAACAAAAGCAUUUCAGGGGAGAACACUGAGGAAAAUGUAGCCGCACCCAAAGAUGUCACAGCUCUACUCACCCCACCCCUGGAAGACAACGCCACUCACCCUUCCAAUGGAAGACUGGCUCCUCAAUCCCUGACUCACACCCCUCCCACCUCACCAACCGCCGACCCCCCUUCUCUUUCUGAUCGCCAUGGUUACCGGUUUCGUUGCAGCAGGUGCAGUCUGGCAUUCCCUACUCAAGAGAAGCUACAGCUGCACUGGCAGUACCAUGCCAUGAGGGCGGCGACAGAGUGCCCCAUCUGUUCCAGACAGUGUCGCAGUCAGGAGGCCUUGCAGAGACAUAUGCAGAAUACACACUUGCAGCAGGACAACACUCAGAAUACAGGCUCACUGCCUCAUUCUGUACAAUACAUAGAACACUAUAAGAGUGAAUCAGUUCAACAAAAUAUGAGUUUAUCUCCUCAAGCUGGCCAAGAAACAGCAGAGGCAGAGGAAGAAGAGAGGGAGGAAGAAAUGGAGGCUGUAAAGGACAUACUUGAGACUGGAGGAAAUGAACAAAAAGAGGAAUUCAAAACUAAAGAGAAAGACAGGAUCGGUGAAACUUGUGGAGGUGAUUUAAUUGAGCUAGAAAAAGUAACAACUGAUGAAAUCCCACUCGAACCUAGUUUCAGCUCUCCUAUCAAAAAGAGCUCCAACCCAACAAUGGACCGCUAUUUGGAUCCAUCAAGGCCCUAUAAGUGCACUGUAUGUUCAGAAUCUUUUACUCAGAAAACAAUUCUUCUGGUUCACUACAAUUCUGUGUCCCAUCUUCACCGGGCAAGGCGAGCUCUGCAGGAAUCAAACACGGGUGUUUCUUCCCCAGAGGCUACCCGUGGACAAGAUCCUCGGCCCUAUCGAUGUAAACUAUGUGGAGUGGGUUAUAGCCAGAGCUCCACACUGGACAUACAUUUACGCUCUGUUCUUCACCAAACAAGAGCCCGUGCUGCACAGAACCCAGGUCCACAGAUAUCCGUGUCUAAUGUCGUAGCUUCAGUACCUGCCACGCCUACUACUACUUUGGCCAAGGAAACAUCUAAGAAUUUACCUUUCACCAAGAAGCCAGAUAUAGCGAGUUCAUCAACAGGAUUUGUAGCUGAGGCCCAACUGACAGUUUCAACUGACGGACAACAAGCUAAAAAGAGAGUGGCAGAACUGAUAGCAUCAAGAAACCAACUACUACUAAUGCAACAGCAGCAACUGGCUCAGGCCCAGGCCCAAGCUCAGUUGCAGCACACAGCGUUGCUCCAGGCCCAAAUGAUGCAGCACCUUCCCAUUGGACCAGAGAAUCUCCUUCAGCACUUCCCUCUGACACCAGACAACAUGCUUUCUCUGCAGCAACAGCUUCUUCUGCCUUUUUACUUCCCUGGAGACAUGAAACUUAACCCAGAUUUGGCCACAAAGACCCUGGAACACACCCAAGCUGAGGCAGCCAAGUCCACAGUGAGAGAGCACACGAAGGCAGAGGCUAAAAAAGAGGUCAAUCCACAAACAGAUGAGAAAACAAGUCAAAGUUCAAUUUCUGAUGAUAUACCAACGGAAAAUAUGGACUUCAACACCAGAGUUGAAAAUGGCUGCAAUGGAUCUUCCAAUAGCCCAAAAGAAAAAGAAUGUGUCAAGCUUGAAGAGAAAAAAGAAGAAAUGUCUGUUUCAGUUGUUAAAAAAGAUGGUCAAACACAGGAGAAAGAUUCCACUUCAGUUAACCUCCCUGGACUGCAGUGCCCCCCACCUAGAGUGCCAUACGCCGCUGUCAAUGGGGAAGCUCUUAGGGCUUUGCUACAGAGUUAUGGCUACGAGUUGGCAUUGCAAUAUAUACAAAGUCGACAUAGAAACCAGCACCACAUAGCAACCCAAAUGAUACAUUUGAAAAGAGAGUGCGCUAAUAUCCGUAAAAUGGAAUUGUAUUCCGUGGAACAAAAACAGGCAGUAAUAAAAAGUCAGGAUAACGCAAGUGAAGUUAAAGACUUACAGAGUUUCACAAGGGAUAAUAGUGGAGUUGAUGAACUGGGAAACAAAAAGAAAGGAUGUUGUGGAAGUGGAGAAAAAUGUAGAGAUUGUGGUAAGUUUUUUUCAGAUGCUAUGAUUUUAAAAAGUCACCAAGAAUACAUCCACAGACUACUUCUUCCUACUGCUGCACUGGAGAGAUUUUCCAAAGAAUACAGACUGCAAUAUGACCAAUUGUACCCCUUAAAAAAGGCAAUAUCAGAAGAGGAUGUAUCUACGAGUACACAAGUUGCAUUUCCAGCUACAUCUUUAGAAUCAGAAACUGUAUCUGAACCGGAUCAGCCUCAAAUUAAAACAUCACCUCAACCUUCAUUUUCCGAUUCUGACACAAAAACAUGUGCUACACCUGAAGACCUGACAACUGCAUCUCCACCCUCCCCUUCGCUUUCGUUUUCUCAGCCUCAGAUAUUACCACAUAAGGAGUCAACCCUUACUUCUACAUCUUCUACGGUUACUUCUGAAAACACAAAGGCCAUGCCUAUUCCCUUACCAAACAUACCUAUGAUCCCUCUGCCUAUGCCCCAGCUUCCAAUUACCCAACUUUCUUUAUCGAAGCUUCCGCUACAUCAGAUUCCUUUCCCGAUAGAUCUCCCUCUUAUUCCUGUAAUGCAGGCCUUACAGCCUCAAACCUGGUUAGAAUCAAGUAUAAACCCAGAGUUGGUAAAAAUCUACCAGCCUCAACUUAAUCCAGUACUGCAUGGGAAACAGGGACCUAAUAGUCCUUCAAUUGUUUCCCAACCAUCUCAGCUUAGCCCAUCUUUGCUAGGCCAGCCACACCAAGUUAAUACUGGGAUGCUGGGUCAAUCAGCCCAGACAAGCUCCAUUCAAACAGGGCAGCAGCCCCAAGUCAGUCCAGCAUUAAUAGAGCAACAGCAGGGUAAGAGAACCCGCACACGAAUCUCUGAGGACCAGCUGACUAUUCUUAGAAAACAUUUUGAUAUCAACAGCCUCCCCAGUGAUGAUGAUAUAAACAAGGUAUCCAGUCUGUCUAGUCUACCUCACAAAGUCAUCAAACACUGGUUUCGCAACACCCUAUUUAAAGAGCGCCAGCGAGACAAGGACUCCCCUUACAAUUUCAAUAACCCCCCAACCAUAGCCCUUGAGGAGAACAGAGAGGAAAUCUUACAAAAUCAGUCUCUAACACUGUCCCAGUCCUCACCAUCUCCAAAACUGCAAGACAUGCCCCAGUCCAUUGACAUCCAAAGGGAAGAAACCCACAGGGGGAGACGAUCUUCUAGAACACGCUUUACAGAGAACCAGCUGGAGACACUACAGAGGGUGUUUGAGGCAACUCCCUAUCCUAGGGAAGAAGAAUAUGAUAGGCUGUCUUCCCUGUUGUCUCUCCCCAACAGAGUCAUCGUUGUAUGGUUUCAAAAUGCCAGGCAGAGAGCCAGAAAAAGCCAGGACCGAGAAGCCGAUGAUGGAAUAGAAGGGCCAAGCCAGCUUGACAUUCUUAGACAGAGAGACGGGUGCUACAGGAAUGAUAAUGAUGAUAACAGCUGUGGCGAUGAACAGCAAACUGAUUCUCACAAUGAAAAUUCCAUGGAUCUGACAUAUGAAUAUUAUUCCCAACCUGACUCUCCUACCUUUGAUUCUUCUUCUGCUAGUCAUACAGAGAGCGAGCAUUCCUUUGGCAAAGAUGAAACAACACCUCUCAAGAAACAAGGAAAUAAAACCUCCACUUCGGAGACUAACAAAAAUGUUGAAAAACAAAUUACAGAUGUGAAUAUCCAGCCCGAGGAAAAAGUACAGGCCUCUCAAACGGUGUCCUCUCCAGAAGCUGAGAAUCUGGUCCAACAUCAGCCAGAAAAUUCAGCUGAAAAAUCUGAGCCUCAUGCUUCCUCCCCCACACAAAACACGGUAAAUAGCAGGCACUCAAUGUCUGAUUCAAACCAAGAGCGCAUCCACAGUUCCUCCUUCAAUGCAGCCAUCGAAAAACCUGCAGAUACAACAUCAAGCAAACCUUCACUUUCCGAGUUGGAAGUAACUCGGCAUCCUGAGGCCCCCUCCCGCCAAUCCACCGAGACACAGUCACUGAACCAAAUUCCACCACCAAACCAGUUUCAGUGCAGUGUAUGCCCAAUGUCCUUGCCGUCAUUCCAGAUGUGGCAGGAGCAUCAGACAAGGCACCUCCUAGCGGCUCAGUCACAAGUCCAACUUCUUCACUCUGGGUUCCCAGACAGAACAAUGCCCUACAUGAUGCUUCAUUCCAACCACUCCCUGAUGGCCAACCAAUUGCUUUCAGGUGCAAUGACCCAGUUGCACUCAAAUGCCACAAAUUCCAUGAUUUCGCACUUAAACAGUACACAAGUGAAGAACUCAUUCUCUGACCUCUCUCAGAGUUCCUUCACAUCCUUGAAACAUAACUCAAAGCUAAUGUCAGAGGCCAAUUUUGAUAUUCAAAGAUGUGGCAGAGAGAGCGAGGAAGAGCAUAGAAGGGACAAGCGCCAGAGAACCACCAUCACCCCUGAGCAGCUUGAAAUCUUGUAUCAGCGUUACAGCUUAGAUUCCAACCCCACAAGAGGAGUCCUGGAGGGCAUUGCACAAGAUGUGGGCCUCGCAAGAAGAGUGGUUCAGGUCUGGUUUCAGAACACGCGGGCAAGAGAAAGAAAAGGACAGUUCAGGUCAAUGGGGCCAGGAUCUACUUUUAGCUUGGGUUUGAACCACCUGCGCUGUCCAUUCUGCAGGGCUCUCUUUAAGGUAAAGAGUGCUCUGGAUGCCCAUAUGAGAUCACGGCACUGGGCAGAGGCUGAAAGAGCAGGUUACAACUUAUCAAUAAGUAAUGGGUCCAGCAUGCCCAUUGGAAUGGCUUUGUCCUCUGUCAUGGAUAAACCAGGCCCAUCAGUCUCCUGUAACCUUGUACCAAACAUGGGCAUUGCCAUCAACAACAAAGAGCAAACAAUAAAGCAACCAGUUAUAAUUUCAUCUUCAUCCAAUGAUCUGACCAACCCAGGGGAGUACGGUGACUUUGAGGAAGAUGAUGAAUACCAAUAUGAUGAGGGUUUAAAUAUAGCUGAUGAAGCGUCCCCUAGUUCUGUGGGAUCUGGGGGUCCAAGCCCGGACUGGGGUGAGACUCUGCAGCCGCACCAUCAUCAGCAGCAACGCCAAAGGACACAGAUGAGCCACUUCCAAGUGCUCCAGCUUAGAGACUUUUACAAGAACCACCGUACACCAAAUCGACAUGAGUGUGAAGCACUAGGGCAGGAAUUGGGACUCCCUCACCGGGUUGUACAGGUAUGGUUCCAGAAUGCUAGAGCAAAGGAGAAAAGAGCCAGAUCCAUUAGCUCUGACUCUGCAGAAAGAGAGCAGGCGGAAUUGACUGCCGGUGCAGGGGAGAGAGACAGAGCCUAAAAUAGGCAGACUGGGGUCCCUUUACAUUCUUCAGUUAUGUCCCCAAGACUCUUGUCGAAACUUCACUUUUUUUGCCAAACCUGUUCCCUGAGCACCCCAAAGAUGCAGAGCGACAGGGGCCCAAAGAAAACCAUUUCAGCUGAACGUAAUAGAGCCCAAACCGUUCUCAUUUUGUAUUGCUCUUUCAUACUCUGCCUGUCUUUCCUUGUUUCCCCAAUUCCUGCUCUACAACCAAACUCCACCAUGGAAAAAAAAACAAUGCCACAGAGGCCAAAGAGCAUUCUCAAAGUAUAUGACCUCACUGCCCGGCGAGACCUGCAGUCUACCUCUCGGUCCUCAUGACAGACUCACAGUGGGCCCUCCUGCGGACAAUGCUUGACGACUAGCUGUGUAGCAUGUAUUGCUGGUCUUUGCAAGGUUGGAACAAAAACAAGAGAUAUUAGUGUAAAUAGAGAGUUCCAAAAGAUAAACUUGAAGAAAAACAAACAAAGCAGUUCAAAAUGGAAAAUGAGGAGGAAACAAAAGAAUAGCCCGAAAUAGACGGAGGUAUUUGUGUUGAGCUUUUGUAAAGACUGACUCAGAUUCCAAAGCUCAUAACCAAAAUUUUACACGUCUAUCGUUUCAUGGUGUUUGUUUUCAGCGACAAACUGCAGAGCUGACGUCUGUACAGUGAAGGGUGAGAUCUGCACCUGGCACAGGAAAAGACUGAUACAGUGCUAGAGUGCAGCGCCACCCGCCACAAGCCAAUGAUGAGUCUUCUGUUGUACAUGGACACCUUCUAAGUUCCUUUUGUGGAUGAUAGCCCAAAUAGCACAGAGCAGAAAGGCCAGUUUGUCCUAAAAGGGGCAAACUAUUUUUUAUAGCACUCAACCAUAAUACUGUAUAUGAUAACUUUAACCAAACUCUAAUUUACAUUGUGUGUCUAGUAAUAGUUUCUUAAUAUAAAGCUUAUGAACUGAGAUAAACUGUCUUGCUUCGGUAAUAGUGUCAUGAUUGUGACAGCUUUGAUAUGUUCAGGUAAAGACGAACUGCCUUUCUGUUCUCUUUGGAUAUACCAAUGGCUUACCAAUGUUGUGUGAUGAAUCUAAAGCUUUCUAUGCUCAGGUCAGCGGCUCAAUAUGGCUUCACCUCAAAUGUGAACCGAAUACCUUCUGGUUUCCAAACAGAAGUGUCAUGGUUUUAAGUUUGAACUAAGUAUUACAAGACAUCAACAAAAACAUCUCUGUAUAUCAAAGAUCUGAGCUUUUCACCUCAAAUAGAUUGUUAACCUUAUUGAAACUAAAGUGUUUAAUAGUGUGAGGGGUAAAUGUACAGUAUUUAGCUUUUGUAUGGUUGACUCAAGACUUCAUUGGAUGUUUGAGACAUAGCCCCUGUUUGUACACACAGACAAGGAGCUUCUGCGCUGAGCAGAGCAAAAACACUAAUAAUGGAUGUUAUCAAUGUUAUUUUUGUACACUUAAUUUAUUUUCCCCUUCCUCCUUUGAACUAUUUUCCUCCUCCUUUUUAUUUGCAAGCAGUUGUAAUAAUAAUAUAACAAUAAUAGCUAAACAAUAAUUAAUGCUUUAAGACAAAAAUCCAAAGACGUGAUGAUACUUUACCAUAUGACCUACAAAAAUAAGCGCUACUGUGUACUUGACGAUGUUUUGCUGUUUUUUUUUUUUAAAGAAGGAGGAGUCUCUAUAUCUAAGCUACUGUUUUCUGCCUCUCAUAAGCACACUGGAGUACUCUGUAACCAAAACCCCAAACUAGAGCCAUGGCAGUCUGUAAUAUAGCGGUUGAAGAGUUUUACUUUUCUUGAGCAAUUUUGCUGUUGUUCUGUUUAGUUUUUUGUUUUUUUUACCACGGUGUGAAAACUCCAGCCCUAAAGGAUGUCCAGUUUGCUGCUAAUGUACUGUAGUUUCUAAUGAUACUGUAGGAAGAUGCAUGCUCUGAUCGCUUUAUCACUAGGCUUUAAUGACUACAAACUGUAAUAAUAAUGAUAGCUGUGAUGUUACCAUGGAUAAACUGCUCCUGUUUUUAUUUUGUGUAUGGGGCUAAACUCCAUCAAAUCGGUUAUUUCAGUAUUCUGUUAAUUGGCCUAAUUCAGAGAGGAUAAAAGUGGUUUUAAUCAUUUUUUUUCAUGCAAGAAAAAAGCCUUCAAUUUUCAGCUAAACGUGUUUGCUGCAUUUACUUGUCAAAUGUUAAAACGUCUCGCUGUUUGAAGUCGUUCAGCCCCAGAACUAAUAAGAUGUAGGUUUUUCCGUCCUUCGAUGUCUCUACUCCAUUUUUCUAGCUAAAACAGCUUUCCAAAGGAUGUGGACUGACUUAACGCCGUCUUGUUUUGUUCUCAAAACUAACCAAUGUUUACGACAAUACCAAUGAGCUUUCUUCUGUACAGAAAUGUGCAUUCCAAAAACCACAAAGACCGUUUUUGUACACGGAUUAUUUUUAUUUCAUGUGUCUUUCUUGAUCUUGGUGACUGUAAGAUGUACAUAUUGGGAGUCUUCUAUGGUGAAGGGACUCUGUGAACCUUAUUGUAGGUAAAACUCUGUUUUUUUUCUGGAUAUGUUGUUGCCAUAGUGAUGACCAAAAAGAUACGUGUGAUGUGCACCUGUCCUAAUGUCCUGCUCCAGUGGUUUAGUGUGUCUCUAUAAUAUUCCCUUCCCCACUGGUGUGUUACUCUUCUUUACCGCUCCCAUAUUCCACUGAGCUAAAUAAAGUCUGCUUUGGUGCA
Molecule: messenger RNA, 11388 nt
Organism: Nerophis lumbriciformis (worm pipefish)
Lineage: Eukaryota; Metazoa; Chordata; Actinopteri; Syngnathiformes; Syngnathidae
Product: zinc finger homeobox protein 3-like
Biological process (GO): regulation of transcription by RNA polymerase II; regulation of neuron differentiation
Cellular component (GO): nucleus
Molecular function (GO): RNA polymerase II cis-regulatory region sequence-specific DNA binding; DNA-binding transcription factor activity, RNA polymerase II-specific; zinc ion binding
Source: RefSeq, a predicted model, not a curated record